Molecule: messenger RNA, 1416 nt
Organism: Arxiozyma heterogenica
Lineage: Eukaryota; Fungi; Ascomycota; Saccharomycetes; Saccharomycetales; Saccharomycetaceae
Exons: 1
Coding region: 1-1416 (471 amino acids)
Molecular function (GO): protein binding
Source: RefSeq, a predicted model, not a curated record
AUGAUAGAGGGCAUCGCAGAAAAAUAUACUCAGCUAUUAAUUGCUAAUUAUUUGAAAUCACACAAGUUAGAUGAAACGUUGGCAUCGUUUCUAAAAGAGACUUCAUUAUCUAACACCAAUCUAUUAGCCCAGGAUAGUUUAUAUUCCUUUAAAGAUGAAAAUCUGAUCACUAUCAUUAAAGAACGGAUUGAAUAUAACGAAUAUAAUUUAGCAGAACAAAUACAGUCUUUAAAAUUAAAUAAUGAAAAUGAUUCUCAGGUAAAAUUUAAAUUAGAAUCUUCAAACAUUAAACAGUGGAACCAUAAUUUAAAAUGGUCAAUAAUAAACAGAGUCAAUUCAGACUCUUUGAUACUUGUCUCUAAGUUUGUCAACAAAGGCCAUAAUAUUGCGUUAUCUUUAUCAAACAAAAAAGUUAUAAUAUAUGAUAGAUUGUUGAAUGAAAUAAAGGAGCAAAUUCAGUUGAAAACUGUAGUCAAAACACUAGGAUCUAUAAGUUCCAAAUCAUUUAAUGCUAUUAAUUAUAUAUGUACAAUGGAUGGUACAUUGCAAAUAUUUAUUAGUUACAAACAUUUUGGACAAUACUUUUACAAGUUACAUCAACGGAUGAUAACACAUAUUGAUUUUCUUCCCACAUUUAAAAAUAGUCAAUAUAGUAAAAAUAAAGAUAACAUAAUCGAGGAAUAUGUCAUCGUAUCUACAGAUUUAGAUCAAUUACUUAAGGUUUCUUCAUUAACUAUAGAGAAAGUAUCCACACAAAAUAAAAACCACAAUUUUAUCGUACAGAUCAAAGAAAUAGAUUCAUUAAAAUUACAAUCUAAUUGUACCUCUUUAAAAUGUUGUGCCAAGGAAUCUGAGUUGUCAAUCUUUUUAGCAAGAAAUGAUUUCACGAACAUUUCAUGUUAUUCCUUGAAUCCUAAAACAUCAAAAUUGUAUAUUAAAUAUUAUCUAGCAUUAAACAAUACACAAUUCUCUACUCAUUCAUUUAUUAUUCGAGAUAUUGAUAUCAUUAAUAAUGAAAUCCUCGCCGUUGCAACAUCACAUAUGCCUUAUAUGAGAGUCAUUUUAGUAGAAAUACCAAGUAAUAAGGAAAGUAGUAAGAAUUCAGAAACAUGUUCAGAGUUAUCCAAUAUCAAAACAUAUUAUGAUAAAAUUCUAUCUAAUAUAGCAACUCAGAUAUCGAACAAUAAUUUGUCACAACCAAUAAUUAAAUAUUGUCCAAUCAUUAAUGGUUUAUUAAUCGGGAACGAUGAUGGGUUAUUUGCGAUGGAUCUAAUAAAAUCCGAAUCUUGGUCAUUACAAAAAAUGUUGCAAGUUUCUGUCAAGACAACUGUAAAACAUAUUGAUAUUUUGAAUGAUGGUGAAUACAUUUUACUCACAUUCUCAAAUAAAUCAAUCUGUCUUUAUAACGUCCAGUAG